Molecule: messenger RNA, 1002 nt
Organism: Entamoeba histolytica HM-1:IMSS
Lineage: Eukaryota; Evosea; Mastigamoebida; Endamoebidae
Exons: 1
Coding region: 1-1002 (333 amino acids)
Biological process (GO): ceramide biosynthetic process
Cellular component (GO): endoplasmic reticulum membrane; Golgi membrane
Molecular function (GO): sphingomyelin synthase activity; ceramide cholinephosphotransferase activity
Source: RefSeq, a predicted model, not a curated record
AUGGCUAUACCAACAACACAAAACAAUGAAAUUUGUUUAUUACUUCCUAAUUGUAAUUUUCCAGCAAGAGGAGCUUUAUGUAUUGUUGAUACAUUUAAAGAUUUAAAAGAGCUUAUUAUUGGAUUAUUUAAACAACCAUUAAAACAAAUAAUUAAAUUUAUUACACAUCCAUUCUUAUGGUCAUUUGUCUUUAUGGUCAUUUGUGGAUAUUGGAAUGGUAUUUUUCAAGUAUUGACACAAAAAAGAUUUGAAAAAUGGGCAAAAACACAUCCUCAAGUGAAUGAUGAAAUAGUUAUUGCUGAUGUUGCAUUUGAUAUUUUACCUCAGAUAAAUAUUAUUUUAUUACCAGAAAUUCUUGCUGCAAUUUUUAUUGGAUUUACUUUACUUAGAUUUUUUGUUACUCCUUAUCGUUGGGUUGUAUUAAGAAGAUACUUUUUCCUUCAAGGAAUUAUCUAUUUUAUUCGUGGGUUAUGUGUGUUUACUACUAUCCUUCCAGACCCUUCAGGUAGACCAUCAACCGUCAACACUUCUAAUGUAUUCGUUGAAGGGUUUUUAGUCUUAUUAGGAAUUCAUCGAGUUGAAUGUGAUAUGAUGUUUAGUGGUAAUGCAGCAAGUAUGGUUAUUUGUGCAUGUUUAUGGCACCAUUAUUCACAUAAAGCACCGAUUAUUGAAUUUGAUUUAUUAGGAGAUACACCUAAUUCUACUCCAUAUGGAUAUCCAUUAAGAAUGACGUUAAUUAAAUUAAUUAUGUGGAUAAUUACUAUUGGAUGCUUUAUAUUAUAUAUUGCUAAUAGAAUGCAUUAUAUUGCUGACGUUUAUAUUGGAUUUGUCUUCUCUUUAUUCUUAUUUAAAUUGUAUCAUAAUUACAUCUUAUUCUGUUCUACAAGACAUAACCUUAUUAAUUCUUUCUUUAAAUGGUUUGAAUCAGAUGCACCAGAUAUCCCUGCAGUUGUUAAAGUACCAAUGGAUGGAAUUUCUUCUUCUGAUGCAAUGGCAAAUUAA